Messenger RNA from Anopheles cruzii, 2413 nucleotides. RefSeq names its product anosmin-1 (gene Kal1). NCBI's taxonomy places the organism in Eukaryota, Metazoa, Arthropoda, Insecta, Diptera, Culicidae. The record is from RefSeq and is a predicted model, not a curated record. The transcript is spliced from 5 exons. The coding region runs from base 425 to 2005 and encodes 526 amino acids. Gene Ontology annotation, biological process: neuron differentiation. Gene Ontology annotation, molecular function: protein binding; peptidase inhibitor activity. Gene Ontology annotation, cellular component: extracellular region; cell surface.
UGAGUUGCGAUGCACCCACCAAAGUGGUUAUCGGUCACACUGCACUGAUUUGUGAUUGUGAUGCUUGCCGAGUGUUCAUGUGCAAUAAUUGAACGUAGGUGACGAUCGAAAGAAUUUAAAUUAUUUUACGUGUAAGUUUUGCCAUAUAACACACCAGUGCUAAAAAGAGGUAAACGUUGUCAACACCGAAAUCGUCCACGGUCGAAGAUUGUGAAGAUUGGAAAUUGAUCGACGCCGCAAACUUGCAACAUCGUACAUCUGAAUUGCUGCUGCCGAACGUGGUGUUAAGGCCAAUCCGAUGCCAACGAGGCACACACUUCAGGACGAAAGAAAGCUGCUCUUCAUCCUUCGAUAGUCGUUGCUUAACGCAGCACUACUACCGUUGAAUCGUAACGGGGCGCUUGUCGUUGUUUAGUAGGUCAAGAUGAGCCGAAGUAAGAUCUAUCUGCUAAAACUAGCAAUAUUUCAACAUUGUUUUGUGUACAUAACACUCGCCGUGCUGGCAGCAAGUUUGACCAGCACAAAUGGAACCGACUACCUACUGAUAGCACGAUGUCGAUCAAAUUGUACUUACGACAAACAGUGCCACAACAAGUGUUUGCGUAACUAUUUGGAGAAUUCGGCUUACAAAAAGUAUGGAGACUGCCCUCCAAACCCUCCAAGCACUCUCGAUAGUCUAUGUCUUAACACGUGUGAUGGUUUAGACUAUAAGUGUCCUGGAGUGGAGAAGUGCUGUGCGCAUUCCUGUGGGCAAAGCUGUCAAAGCCCACACGAUUUAGAUAAGAUCAAAGGGUUGCCGCCAAUACCCGUACACGUGCUGCUGCUGGAGAAGGGAAAAAACUAUCGUGCCGCCCAAAUUAGUUGGGACAUGAAGAUGGAGGAAGAAAACAGUCCCACAUACUACGUCGUCGAAUCGAGAUUCCACAUCGGUACGAUAUAUGCAGAGCACAAAAUGGAAAACGACUGGCAACUUCACAGACCUGGCAGCUUCAUCCAGGAUGACUUAGGAAACCUCAAACGCUACAUCGGUGACCUCAAGCUCAAACCAGGCCGCUGGUAUCAGGUGCGCGUCGCAGCUGUCAAUGCCAUGGGAACCCGUGGAUACUCGUUACAUUCAAGGCCUUUCCAGCUUAGUAAAAAACCCAACCCCCCACAAGCUCCAAAAAAUUUUAUGAUCGGGGCGCUUAUAUUGAACGAAAACCGUACGUACAAUUGCCACGUAUCCUGGAGUCUUUCGCGGUCUGAUCUGCCGGUUGAGAAGUAUAAGCUGAGUUGGAGCGUUUUUCUGAACGCUACAGACAACCGAUCCAGAACAGACAAUUCGUCGCUUUUCAAAGAAACGGCUACCAUAUCCGCGCCGACUCGAUACUAUGACAUUCAAGGAUUGUUGCCCAACCGUUGCUACUAUUUGCAAAUACAAGCCAUCAGCGUUUAUGGAAAACGUCGUCUUAAGUCAAGCGCAAGCACGCAACUUAUGAACACUACCACGGAAGGUAGUGCGAGCUUGGAUAACUUACUAAUGGGCGACGCUGGCUACAACUACAAGCGACCAAAGCCUUCACACAGUCUCAAGGACGGCACAAUCACUGGCGGUUCCAGAAACCUUGCGACAGGAUCCACGAUACGGUAUCAGUUUGCAGCACGCAAAUCGGGCCUUGCAGUACGCUUAACGUGGUCUGAAAAAGGUUAUGGCCGCUAUCGAGUACACAUAUGCCGUGGGAAUCGGGAAUGUCUAACAACUCGGAGUGCCAUUGCCGGCAGUCGCAGUAAUUUACGAUCCAUCAACAAUCAAUGGCAUGAUGCUGUGCUGCGACGUAACACUUAUGAAUUCAGCAGACUCGACUACAACACACAAUACACCGUGGGCGUCCGAAUAGGACACCGGCGAGGCCCCGGUUACGAUAUUGUGCGCACGUUUACCACACCGAAAUGUGAGCGGUUUCAAGGGCAAGAUUCGAGCAAUGUCCAACCAAAUAAUCAGUUGAUGGAAUGCAACAUGUCUUAAAAAGAACGACAUGUUUGAAGAAAGCUUCAGUAGCGGUUAAUUAUGUUUUGUAAAGCUAACAAAAAAAGAAAAGAUUUUUUCUACAGCUAAUUCGAAAGGAGAGUGAAAGGAGUAAAGCUAAAGAAAUAAGAAAGACAUAGAGCAGAAGUUAUAGUUGCAUGCUAAUGUUACAUCUAAAGUUUCUCUGAUGUUCUAAUCGUGUAAUGUUUCCGUAUUGCCAUGCGAUUUUUCGUAGAACAAUUUGAACCGAAAUGGUUAAACGAGAUAUUCAUAGUUACAAAUAUUUAAAUGUGGUUGACUCGAGUCAAACUGAGCCGAGUUUAUAAAACAGAAAUACUUGCCUCGUGGGGAUCGCAAAACCGCUUGGCAAUGUUCAAUCGAUAAAAUAAACACCGAUAAUAUAUGUUC